AUGAGAGCUACAACUUUCAUUGUCCUUUUGCUUGCCAUAGCUGCCACUGAAACUAGCUUCUGCAAUGGAAGUUCUGAUGUGGGUUGCAUUGAAACUGAGCGACAAGCACUUUUAAGGUUCAAGCGAGGUCUCGAAGAUCGUUCCAACCGUCUUGCCUCUUGGAUUAGCAGUGAUAGAGACUGUUGCCAGUGGGCUGGUGUUGUCUGCGACAACUUUACAGGCCAUAUCCUGGAACUUCACCUCAGGAAUCCUUUCAAUGCAAUUUUUUCCGAUGCAGCUGAUCCGAAGUCGAUGUUGGUUGGUAAGAUAAGUCCUUCUUUGCUUGAUUUUAAGUAUUUAAUUUACUUGGACUUAGGCGGUAAUAACUUUAGUCAAGAAUUUGAGGUUCCAACAUUUCUUGGCUCUUUGAGGAACUUGAGAUAUCUUAAUCUCUCUCAAACUGGAUUUGAAGGAAGGGUUCCUCACGAGUUUGGAAAUCUCUCCAAUUUGCAGUGUCUUGACCUCAGUCAAAACGGUCUUGAAGGUCCAAUCCCUCAUGGACUUCAAAAUUUGAGUGCUCUUAAAUAUCUUGAUUUAUCAAAAAACUAUUUGAACUCUUCAAUACCCAAUUGGUUGAAUAAAUUUAGCCAUCUUGAGUACCUUUCACUUCACGUCACUAGCUUGGAAGGUCCGAUUCCAAAAUCAUUCGGAGGACUCUGCAAUUUGAGGUUCAUUUCUUUGUCAAAUGUCAAUUUGAGUCAAGAUAUAUCCGAAAUCAUAGAUAUUUUUUCAGGAUGUAUUUCAAAUAAGCUAGAGUCAUUGUUUUUGAAGGAUACUCAACUUUUUGGUCAUUUGAACAAUCAGUUUGGGCAAUAUGAAAAUUUGGACUUUCUUUCUCUAGGUAAGAACUCCAUCUCUGGUCUUAUUCCAUCAUCUUUAGGAGAAGUUUCAUCACUUAGAUAUCUACAUCUUUAUUCUAAUGAAUUCAACGGUUCUAUUCCUUUAUCUUUAGGAGAAUUGUCAUCGUUGGAAGUUCUUGAUCUUUCAGGUAACAAACUCAAUGGUCUCAUUCCAUCAUCUUUCGGAGAAUUUUCUUCUAUUGUAAAAUUAGAUCUUUCACAUAACGAACUGAACGGUUCUAUUCCAUCCUCUUUAGGACAACUUUCAUCGUUGGAAGUUUUAUAUCUUUCGUAUAACAAACUGAAUGGUCCAGUUCCAUCAUCUUUAGGACAACUUUCAUCGUUGCAAGAUUUAGAUUUUUCCUGGAACAAAUUGAAUGACACACUUUAUCCAAGUCAUUUUUCCAAUCUCACCAGACUUACCCGUUUUGAUAUAUCUCAGAACUCAAUUGUGUUGAAACUGAAUUCUGAUUGGGUUCCUCCUUUUCAACUUUAUACAUUGCGUUUGGCAUCUUGUCAUUUAGGGCCUCAAUUUCCAUUUUGGAUUAAUUCACUCAAGAAUUUAUAUGAUCUAGAUUUAUCUAACACAGGAAUUGUAGGCACCGUUCCCAGUUGGUUUUGGAAAUUUGCUUCACAAUUAACUUUCUUAAAUCUUUCUCACAACCAAAUCCAUGGGGAGAUUCCAAGUUCAGUGAAAAUUCUAAAUUUUGGUCAGACUCCAUAUGGAUCAUCAAUCGACUUGAGUUCAAAUAAUUUUUCAGGUUCUUUGCCUCCUAUGCCUUCUGGUAUAAAUAAACUGGAUCUUUCUGGUAAUGCCUUGUCUGGAUCAAUUUCUCAAUUCUUGUGUCAUGUUAAUGAGUCACGCAGAAUAACCGUUCUCUGUCUUAGAGAUAAUCUUUUGUCAGGAGAAUUACCCGAUUGUUGGAUGAAUUAUCCCUCUUUGGUGUACUUGAAUUUGGAGAAUAAUAAAUUCAGUGGCAACCUUCCAGUCUCCCUUGGAACUUUAACUUCCAUUGAGUCAUUGCAUCUUCGCAAAAACAGUCUCUCUGGAACAAUUCCAGACUCAAUCUUAAAUUGUACAGGGCUGCAAGUAUUUGAUGUCGCUGAAAAUGAAUUCGUUGGACAUGUUCCAAUGUGGUUGGGAGAAGGAUUUCCAUCAAUGCUGAUUCUCAACCUUCGUUCAAACAAAUUUCAUGGUCCUUUACCAUCACAACUUUGUCACAUUACUUACUUGCAAAUUCUGGAUAUUGCUUACAACAAUCUCUCCGGAACUAUACCAAGAUGUAUUAGUAACUUCAGCGCCAUGGUGAAAGUGGACUACUCUGCAGGGAACAAUAUAUUACAUUUUCUUGAUUAUAUAGGAGGGGUUGCUGAGGAUGAACAACUUACUUUGAAAGGGCAAGGGACCGAAUAUGACAACACACUUAAUUUGGUAAGGAUAAUUGAUCUUUCUAGCAAUAAUUUCUCUGGAGAGAUUCCAACGGAAGUGACAAAUCUCAAAGCAUUGCAGUCUUUGAAUUUGUCGCACAACUUUUUUGUUGGAAGAAUUCCAGAGAAGAUCGGUGUUAUGAGAUCAUUAGAAUCCAUUGAUUUCUCUACAAAUCAGCUGUCGGGUGAAAUCCCACAAAGUAUUUCAGAAUUGACUUUCUUGAGUCAUUUGAACUUGUCCAAUAACAACUUGAAGGGAAAAAUUCCUUUAAGCACUCAAAUUCAGAGUUUCGACGCAUCUUGUUUUGAUGGUAAUGAACUUUGUGGAUCCCCACUUCAUCAGAAUUGUACUGAGAUUGUUCCAACACCUGGUAUUGAAAACGAAGGAGAAAAAGAUGGUAAUGAAGUGAACUGGUUCUAUGUAAGCAUGACACUUGGAUUUGUGAUGGGCUUCUGGAGUUUCAUUGGUCCUCUACUCGUCAACAGAAGAUGGAGAAAAGCUGCAGCUUGUUUGAUGUUUGGGUUUCAAGAUUUGUUUUCAAGAUCCGUGAGUUGGGUUUCAAGAUCUGUUUUUAUUGUAUCUUCCAGAAAAGCUGCAGUUUGUUUGAUGUUUGGGUUUCAAGAUCUGUUUUUAAGAUCCAGUCUGCAGAUAAUUGCUGAUUGUGCAAAGAAUGAUCGUAAUGUAACGCUCCGUGCAAGGUGUUGUGAAUAUGCUUUGUUGAUAUUAGAACAUUGGCCUGAUGCUCUAGAAAUACAGAGAUCUAUUGAUCUAUACGAAGAUUUUAUUAGAUGUUGUGUUGCUGAUGCAAUGAGUGAGCCUGUUGCUUUCUCUUCAGGUUCAUCUUUGCCCACAUCUUCACCUCCCCAUUUCUCUAAUGGGUCAGUUGAGUUUCAGCACCAAGUUCCAAAUGUUAUUGAGGAGACAACACCUUAUGGGGAAUCUUUAUGUGUUCUGUUUUCAGCUCGUAAGGUGUUGAAACAGAAGAAACACGCAAAUGUACCCAAUUUAGGUUUUGGGGAACUAGUUUCUCCUGGGAGAGAGGUUGUACCAAUUUAUGUUUUAUUUAGUAGAUGA
Molecule: messenger RNA, 3381 nt
Organism: Pistacia vera
Lineage: Eukaryota; Viridiplantae; Streptophyta; Magnoliopsida; Sapindales; Anacardiaceae
Product: receptor-like protein EIX1
Exons: 6
Coding region: 1-3381 (1126 amino acids)
Molecular function (GO): protein binding
Source: RefSeq, a predicted model, not a curated record